This is a messenger RNA of Camellia sinensis, 3372 nucleotides long. RefSeq lists its product as uncharacterized. The record is from RefSeq and is a predicted model, not a curated record. NCBI's taxonomy places the organism in Eukaryota, Viridiplantae, Streptophyta, Magnoliopsida, Ericales, Theaceae.
CAUGUACACACACAAAAAAAAACACAAAAUCCAACAAAAAUUCAGGUUUUGCAAUCAUCCACUUCCAAAAGUACUCAAUUUAAGUGCAAUAGGUUGGAUCUUUCUUCAAACCCAGAAAGCCAUUUCACCGAAAUUUGUGUUCUCUCUCUCAAACAACCCCAAUUUUGCUCAUUCCUGUAGCCCUUUCUCGUACCCAUCAAGCAAACCCUUCAUCGAUCGAGUUUCAAAACCAAACCGAGAAGCCAAACGGUUUUGAUCGAGACACAGAUAUGUGGGUAUUGUCAAUUCGCGACCCAGUCAGAUUGUGAGGAGAGUUUUUUGGUCGGAAAUUGGAAAAUUUAUGGGCGGCGAUCUCCGAGAACCAAGCGUUGGCGCGGCGGAGGUGAGGCCGGUGGUGACGUCACCUCCGCCGCUGCCGAUUGGGGCGGCGCGUUGGGACAGAGCAGAGGAAGCGACCCAGAAGAUUAUUUGCCAGGUUCAGCCCACCGCCGUGUCGGAGGAAAGGAGAGGGAAAGUCAUAGACUAUGUUCAGAGGUUAAUCAGAGGUUGUAUUGGUUGUGAGGUCUUCCCAUUUGGAUCGGUACCACUAAAAACAUAUCUUCCUGAUGGAGACAUUGAUUUGACAGCCUUUGGUGGUGCAAGUUUUGAGGAUGCUUUGGUGAAUGAUGUGGUAGCUGUACUUGAAGCGGAAGAUCAAAAUGGGGCUGCUGAAUUCGUAGUGAAGGAUGUACAACUAAUUCGGGCUGAGGUUAAGCUUGUUAAAUGCAUUGUUCAGAAUAUUGUGGUGGAUAUCUCCUUCAAUCAAUUAGGAGGGCUCUGUACACUCUGCUUUCUUGAGCAGGUUGAUCGCCUCAUUGGCAAAGAUCAUCUCUUUAAACGCAGUAUCAUAUUGAUUAAAGCGUGGUGCUAUUAUGAAAGUCGUAUCCUCGGUGCUCAUCAUGGCUUGAUUUCUACAUAUGCAUUGGAGACUUUGGUUCUAUACAUCUUCCAUUUCUUCCAUUCAACGUUGAAUGGCCCUUUAGCAGUUCUAUAUAGAUUUUUGGACUAUUUUAGCAAAUUCGAUUGGGACAACUACUGCAUUAGUUUAACUGGUCCAGUUCGUACAUCCUCAUUGCCAGAGAUUGUGGCUGAGAAGCCUGAAAAUGGUGGGAGUGAUCUACUACUUAGUAAUGAUUUUCUUAGGUGUUGUGCGGACAAGUUCUCAGUUCCUUCAAGAGGGGUCGACAUAAAUUCGCGAACGUUUCCCCAAAAGCACCUCAACAUAAUCGAUCCACUAAAAGAAAACAACAACCUUGGUCGCAGUGUCAGCAAAGGAAAUUUCUUUCGAAUACGGAGUGCUUUCGCAUAUGGGGCCCGGAAACUUGGGCGAAUCCUUUUGCAGCCAGAAGAUGACAUAGCUGGCGAACUCACUAAUUUUUUCUCCAACACUUUGGAUAGACAUGGAAGUGGACAGCGGCCCGAUGUUCAAGAUCCAGUCCCCAUGUCAGGUCACAACGGUUUUGUUCUUGCUUCGUUACCUUCACAAACCGAGUCAUGUCAAGAAGAGAAGGAAAUUUCUGAACUAAAAUCUGCUAAUUCAGUUCGCAUAAACGGAUUAUGCAAGUUGGAUCCUGAUGGAUCAUCCGACAAUGGAACCGUGAAUGGACAUCAAAAUGGAUCUAUGAAAGUGGUUAACUCCACAUUGUUCUUGGAAGCCUAUGGUUCUGUAAAUACCCAUAACCGUUUUUCUGGGGAUGCGGAAGAUCUUGCAACUUCCAGAAUUCAUGGUCUUAAAAUUUCUAAUGAGUCACCUAAAGCUUCCCAUCGAAGUGGCGAGGAGAGUAUGUCCCAACGGGGUUUUGCAUAUCAUGCUCCUCAUCUCUAUUUCUCGAGAAAUGGGAAGCCGGGAUAUGGAAACUCUGAGACUAAAGAGGUAGAAUCGUCUGGUUUAACUGCAGAGAGAGUUUCUUCUGGGCUCGUGCCGGUGCCUGAUGAAGGAACAGGCAUUUUUGUGGGCCAUGGCCGGGACGAGAACUUGUCAGUUGGUAAUCACGAGCACCUCACCACCAUAGGAUCAAGGGAUGUUGGCUAUCGGGAAAAGACCUCAAUACGUGCCGCUCGUAGUCCGGAAUAUGAAUAUGUGAACUCAUUGUCAGAUCUCAGUGGGGAUUAUGACAGUCACUUAGGCAGUUUGCUAUAUGGUCGUCAGUGUUGCUAUGAGCACUCAAGUGUGCCUGUUUUGUCUGUGCCGCCUCCACCAUUGCCCUCCCAGUUUCAGAGUAAGAGUCCAUGGGAUGUGAUUCGGCAGCAUUCAUAUCAGUUCAAGCGGAAUGGGUUUUCCAAUGUGAAUGCUAAUGGUGUAAUUCCGAGACCAGCUUUCUACCCCUUGAACACAAUGCUAAUACCAGGAACAACCUUUGGUGUGGAUGAGGUACCAAAGCCGCGAGGAACGGGGACAUAUUUCCCAAAUGCGAACCGGCCUCCAUACCAGAACCCUUCGACUGGGAGGGGAAGGAAUCAGGGACCAAUGAGGUCUCCUCGUAACAAUGGGAGGGCAGCGACACCAACAGAGGCAAACUUGCUAGAUCGAAGGAGUCGUGAACUAUCAUCACAAGCACAAUUUUCUGAUCAAGUCAAUGGGACGCUUGGGUCAUCAGAUUACUGUGAUUCUGGUUCUCCUAGUGGAAAGGUGCCCCCUGAUGUCAAUGGUUUUGGGCACGUUCCAUCAGGCGUGCCCUCGCCAGAAAGGACUGGCCAACUGAAUUCUGCUUAUAUGCUCACUCAAACUUCUACUCAAAGCCUUCCAACACCGGGGAUGCAAAAGUCACAACCUGUACCGGGUAUGAAUCAAGAUAGGGUUUUGUCAAAAUCAUCAUACCAUCUGAAGGAUGAUGAGGAUUUCCCGCCUUUGUCUAACUGAUUGUGGUGGGAAGGGAUGCUGUAUUUAUAUCGGCUCAGAAUAGAAUAGAAUAUGCUAACAAACCCGCAUAUGCUAGAACUUUCUGCGUUUGUCACUCAUUUCUAGAUUGCGUGUGAUUUUAGAAAAAGGAACCUUUUUCUCCCCAGUGUAAGCAUAAAGGCCUUUUGUACAUUCUCCUAAUUACUUUGCCCAUCUAAAAGCUCUACAUCUUUGCAUUACAUUGAAUUGUUGUCUAUAUAUAGGAUUUUUAAACCUAUGGUCUUUGAAACCGGUUUUGUUUUGACUGUUCCCCGCUGUAGUUUAGUUGUGAACACAGAAGCAUUUGUUGCUGCAUAGGUGAAAUGUAACUUAAACUAGUAUGUUCUUUUGUAACUGGAAUGAUAAAUCUUUUCGUAUCUGACCCCACUAGAUUGGGACACAAGGCUUAGCUUUGUUUGAUUUAAUGAUAAACUUUCUUCUCUCAGUUGCAUUCA